CUCAAGCCGUACCAAUGCGCCCGUGAACACCGACAACCUUGGAAGCAACUUUAGACCACAAUGGCCACGUUCAUUAACAGGACAGUGCCACAAAUGGCAGCCAGUUACUACUAUCGACCAACUCAGGCCGCAGCACCUGCUCCGAGGCCUGUAGCGAAUGUAAGGGAUGACUAUGAACGAUGGUAUACAGAAACAAGCUCGACAAACAGAAUGUCUCUUUCCCUGCGAUCCGGAAUUCACUCGGAAGUUUCAUGGGCUCUGGAGCGCUUAUGCCGCUUGGCCUACAACGAACAGUUCUCCUUGAACUCCUACCCUGGUCUCAUCGACGGUUUGUUCGACUGGCCGGAGUGGUACGUGACUGAAGGAUACAAAUACGCGACCGACGACAACCUUCUCUUUUCCCCCCCUCCCGAACAUGCCUCCCGAUAUCGCUAUGCCAUGGAGUCCAUGUUUAUCAUGCGCAACGCAGUUUUAAAUGACCAUAAUGCACGGGAACUCGCCCAACACUCGCACUCCCUUCCCCUCAUCCUGAAAGCGCUAGAGAAUCUCGACUUUACAAAGGACCCAAACCAAGAAUUCCUCCUUCAUAUCCUCGACGUUUUUCAAGUGCUCGCACCCAACCUUGUCAUCAUCCCUUCCGUCCCCGACUCUCUAAAUCCAAUAAUUCCCUUGAACCGGAUUGUAUCCAAAUCACAAAACCGAAGCUUGGUCAUUUCCGCUUUCCUGGGCCUCAAUGCUGUUUUGUCUCAUCCAUCCAAUGUAUUCCACCUUUCCAAAGCUUCCGGUGCGCUUUCGACAGCCAUUCUUUACCUUCCCCUCUUUGUGGAUAAACCGCUGCUGGAGGCAGCGCUGGAGCACAUCUACAUCCACAUCUCCAACCCCUCUGCCGCAAGGGCUUUCUUGUUGGACCCACAACUGCCAAACACACUGAAGGUGCUCUGCUCACUGUUAUUGGCCGAGCAGGCUCACCUGGAAGAAAAAGUGAAUAUUGACAUCACGAGACCGUCUCAUACAGUGGCCUCAAACGCCCUUGCCGCGCGGGAUUACGAGCUGACGAAGGAGGAGCUGGAGGAGGUUCUGCCGAAACCAGAGCCGCAGCGGUGUUAUGAUUGGAUGCGAUUGAUGUUGACUCCAAGACCGGAGGGAGAAAUGACUCAAGUCGAGAUUUGGACGAUGUAUAAAGACACAUUCUCCCCUCAUCAAGACAAGUAUCCAAUGUUGGGUGCUUCCGAGGUCAUUAAAAAUAUCACCCAUGUGUAUCCAACGGCGCAAGCAAUGGUUCUCCCAGGCCAGGUGCAGCGAUUCGUAGUGCGGGGCAUCGACCGAAGGAAAUACCUGAACCCAAAUCAGAAACACCAAUGCCUAUGGGACCGUAGCUCUUGCAGCGCUGGCGUCCUCCCUUCUCCCUCUGAGCUCGCAGAGCACUUACUUGAACACCUUACCUCUAUCGGACCGUCCGGUUCGAACACCUUCCCCUGUGCUUGGUCAACAUGCAACCAGACUCUCAAUUCGAUUCAGCAACUGCGAGCACACGUCCUCACGCAUAUACCACCUUCUCAACCGUUCCAGCGACAUCCAUCCCAGAGCGAAACAAUCACGCUUUCUGCCGACGACCCAUACUAUGCAAACAGUACGCCAACGAUGCGGUCUGUGCCGCCGCCGCCUAACACCGUCAUCUCCUUCCAAGUCCCAACCGUCGACCCACCUUCUCAUUGCCUCACAGCCCUCUUAAUCGUCCGCAUCCUCUUCAGAACGGCUUUUGCGGACGUGGAGGCCGCUCCCAAAGCAGACGAAGAUCAUUUUGGCUUCCCUGGAGUUGUCGACGAUGAAGCAGGCGCUGCAGAGGCUGAAACCUUAGCUUCAGACGUCGAAGGAUCGAGGAAAGGGAGGAAAGCAUUUAUGAAUGUUCGUCAUUUGAUCAGCAAUAUACGAGUGAAGGACGAAGCGUUGAUGGGCUGGGUCAUUGAGAUGCUGGCAGCCGUUACUCCAGGACAUUGA
Molecule: messenger RNA, 1998 nt
Organism: Coprinopsis cinerea okayama7#130
Lineage: Eukaryota; Fungi; Basidiomycota; Agaricomycetes; Agaricales; Psathyrellaceae
Exons: 3
Coding region: 94-1998 (634 amino acids)
Biological process (GO): regulation of DNA-templated transcription
Molecular function (GO): DNA binding
Source: RefSeq, a predicted model, not a curated record